AUGCGGUCCGACCCUGAUGAAGAGUAUACUCUUCUCGAGAAAAUUGGAACGGGUUCUUUUGGCACUGUUUAUAAGGCUAUCCAUAAUGUAACUAAGGAAGUCGUUGCGAUCAAACAAAUUAAUCUCGAAGACUCAGAGGAGGAUAUUAGCGAAAUCCAACAAGAGAUUGCACUGCUUUCCCAAUGCGAUUCAGACUUCAUCACCAAAUAUUAUGGUAGCUGUGUCAAGGGUUUUAAGUUAUGGAUCGUAAUGGAAUAUCUGGCUGGAGGGUCAUGCCUUGAUCUGCUCAAACCAGGACCAUUCAGCGAAGAUCAUGUGGCAAUUGUAUUGAGAGAGCUACUACUAGGCCUUGAGUAUCUUCAUGCAGAGGGCAAGAUCCAUAGAGACAUUAAGGCUGCUAAUGUUUUGCUCUCUGGUGCUGGAGACGUUAAAUUAGCUGAUUUCGGAGUUGCCGCCCAGCUAUCACAUCAAAAGAGUAAACGUAACACGUUUGUCGGUACACCAUUUUGGAUGGCUCCGGAAGUUAUCAGGCAAGCAGGAUAUGACUCUAAAGCGGAUAUUUGGUCGUUAGGUAUCACUGCAAUUGAACUUGCGAAAGGGGAGCCGCCUCUCGCAGAGUACCAUCCUAUGCGUGUCCUAUUCUUAAUUCCAAAAGCAAAGCCUCCAUCAUUGGAAGGUGAUUUCUCAAGAGCCUUCAAGGAAUUUGUGGAACUCUGCUUGAUCAAGAAUCCUAAAGAUCGACCGACUGCCAAGGACUUGCUGAAGCAUCGAUUUAUAAAGAUGGCAAAACGCAAGAGUGAUCUUCAGGAACUGGUGGAGAGAUAUGAUGUCUGGAAACUCGCUGCUCAUCAACGCGCCGCUUCAUCAUUGACAAAGACGUAG
Molecule: messenger RNA, 882 nt
Organism: Lobosporangium transversale
Lineage: Eukaryota; Fungi; Mortierellomycota; Mortierellomycetes; Mortierellales; Mortierellaceae
Product: serine/threonine-protein kinase 25-like protein
Exons: 7
Coding region: 1-882 (293 amino acids)
Biological process (GO): protein phosphorylation
Molecular function (GO): ATP binding; protein kinase activity
Source: RefSeq, a predicted model, not a curated record